CCGGAUACGCAUCGAUGUGGGCGGAGGGCAUGCAUGCCCGCCCUUCCAGAAGAGAAGGGAAGGGAAGGGAAGGGAAGAGGGGGACGCGGUUUAUGCUGCUGCAGCGUGGGCUGGCGGCGCAGAGGAUCCAGAUCUUGAAUUCGAAAGCAGUGGGAAAGCAAGCCGUUUCCGCGUUGAAACAGAUUGAUGAUUUCCUCUUCCUCUCUCUCUCUAUCUCGACCCCUCUUGACUUUCCAUUCCUCUCUCUCUCUCUCUCUCUCGUCUUCCCCACUUUGCUCCGCUUUCCCGUCCACCGCCACCGCCGCCACCACCGGCCAGGCCAGGCCAUGGAUCCCUUCCACCACCUCAACACCGCCUUCUCCAACCCCUACCACCCGCUCCUCCCCUCCUCCCCUCCCCACCACCACUACCCUCCGCCGCCCCCGCUCCAGCCUCCGCCCGCCGCCGACCCGCCCGAGCGGGAGCGCCUGCCGCAGUGGUCGCACGCCGAGACGGCCGCCUUCCUCGCCAUCCGCGCCGACCUCGACCACUCCUUCCUCUCCACCAAGCGCAACAAGGCGCUCUGGGAGGCCGUCUCCGCGCGCCUCACCGCGCACGGCGGCGGCUUCGCGCGCACCCCCGACCAGUGCAAGUCCAAGUGGAAGAACCUCGUCACCAGGUUCAAGGGCACCGCCAGCGACACACACGCGGAGGGCGGAGACCCUCACGUAGGCGCUGCGGCGAGGGGCGGCUUCCCGUUCCACGACGAGAUGAGGAGGAUCUUCGACGCCAGGGUCGAGAGGGCGCGCGCAUUGGAGGCCAAGAAGGCCAAGGGCAAGGACGCCGCCGCGCGGCGCGAUCCGGACGACGACGGCGGCGGCGGCGAGGGGGACGAGGGCGAGGACGAGGACGAGGAGGCGGAGGUGUUUGGAGACGAGGAGGAGGGCAGGGCCGACGCGGAGGCGCGGGGCGCGGGGAAGAAGCGGAGGAGGAAGGCGGCGGCGGCGGCGAGGACGGCGGCCGCGGCGGGAGGGGGAGGGAUCGAGAUUGGCGAGGUGGAGGCGGUGCUGCGGGAGUUCAUGCGGCGGCAGAUGGAGAUGGAGGAGCGGUGGAUGGAGGCCGCGGAGGCGCGCGACGCCGAGCGCCGGGCGCGCGAGGAGGAGUGGCGCGCCGCCAUGGUCGCGCUCGGCGAGGAGCGGCUCGCGCUCGUGCGCCGCUGGCGGGAGCGCGAGGACGCCUGGAGGGCGCGCGCCGAGGAGCGUGAGGAGCGCCGGCACCAGCUCGUCGCCGCCCUGCUUGCCAAGCUCGGCGGCGACACCUCGUCCUAGCUAAUCCAUUCCGCCAGCCUUCCUUCCAUGCCAUGCACACACCAUGCCCUGGACGAUGAUCCAUCGAUAUCCAUCCAUCCAUCCAUCCAUCCAUCCAUCGCCGCAAAGCGCGCGCCGGGCGGCCGGAUAAGCACUUUUUAGGCCAGUUGUAGCAGCGACGGAUCAAAAACAUGAUCGACAUAUCUUGCAUGCCUAGCUAUUGCCUUUGUUAGGGUUUCUUUAGACAGCGAGAGGUCAGGAAAGGCGGCGCGUUGGUGUGCGUUGUGUUCCAAAAGGGUUUUGCAAACAUCAUAUCUCCCUUUGUUGUUAGCCCAGCUAGCCCAUGACCUGCAACUGUAAACUCACUCACUCACUCACUCACUGGUCUUAUCAGCUUCAGAAGCUAGCUUUCCAAGUGCAUGCAUGACUUUGCAUGAUCGAUUAAGCUCAUCCAUCGAUGUUGCUAUAGCUUCUUCUUCUCCAGUUUUCCUCCUUCUCCUCAUCAUUCCACAAGGACCGUGGACGGUCAUGGUCGCCGCAGGCAGAAUCUCUGCACGACGUGGGUCUGCUUGCAUACAUGCAUUAUUGCCUUUUUUUUUCAGAUAUAUCUCUGCAGGGUGCAUGUGUAGCUUUUGCGCAACAUGGUCUAUAUAUCUAUCUACAUCUUCCCUUCUUUUUCAGUUGCAUGCCCUAAAGAGAUUUGCAUCUGAAAAGUUUUCUAGUGAGAGGAAAGAAAGGAGGCGCAGCUAGCAGGAGCAGGGCAUGAUGGGGGGCGCAGUCAAGUGCACCUGCUUUGAUUUUGCUUUGAUUUGCUUUGCUUAUCGUGUAGGAAGGGUAUCGAUGCCCUGCUUGUAUAUAUGUUUGCCUCACGCGAGACACAUGUGUGCAGACGCCAGAAUCCACUGGAAGAACCUUGACUGCAUCAUGUGUUCAUGCAUACUAGUUAGAUGGUGCUUGUUUGACGAUACUAAUUAUUGAUUUGAUUAGAAGUGGACUUUCCCUAAUGACGAUGUAGAUGAAGGUAUGGCAAGUAUGAAA
This is a messenger RNA of Hordeum vulgare subsp. vulgare (domesticated barley), 2324 nucleotides long. RefSeq names its product trihelix transcription factor GT-3b-like. Lineage: Eukaryota; Viridiplantae; Streptophyta; Magnoliopsida; Poales; Poaceae. The record is from RefSeq and is a predicted model, not a curated record. The transcript has 2 exons. Bases 15 to 1307 code for a protein of 430 amino acids.